Phoenix dactylifera (date palm) is the source of this 1685-nucleotide messenger RNA. Its product is annotated as glucan endo-1,3-beta-glucosidase. Gene Ontology annotation, biological process: carbohydrate metabolic process. NCBI's taxonomy places the organism in Eukaryota, Viridiplantae, Streptophyta, Magnoliopsida, Arecales, Arecaceae. The record is from RefSeq and is a predicted model, not a curated record. Gene Ontology annotation, molecular function: hydrolase activity, hydrolyzing O-glycosyl compounds.
AAUAUCUCACCCCCUUUCGGGACCCAAUUCUCCGACCCUACGGCGAACCGUCUCCGCUACCAAUGGCGCCACCACCAGCUCUCCUCCUCCUCCUCGGCCUCACGCUCGGCCUCCUCCUUUCGCCGGCGGCGUCGCUCUCCAUCGGCGUCAACUACGGCACCCUCGCUGACAACCUUCCGCCGCCGGCGCAGGUGGCGGCUUUCCUCAAGGAGAGCACCUUCAUCGACCGCGUCAAGCUGUUCGACUCCAACCCCGAUCUCAUCCGCGCAUUCGCCGGCACCGGCAUCUCCGUCAUGAUCACAGCCCCCAACGGCGACAUCCCCUCCCUCGCCAAGCUCCCCGGCGCCCGCGCUUGGGUCGCCGCCAACGUCGCCCCCUUGUACCCCGCCACCAACAUCUCCCUCAUUGCCGUCGGCAACGAGAUCAUGGCCACCGGCGACCGCUCCCUCAUCGCCCACCUCGUCCCCGCCAUGCGCUCCCUCUCCGCCGCCUUGGGCCAGGCCGGAUUCCCCAAGAUCCGCGUCUCCACGCCCCAUUCCCUCGGGAUUCUCUCCGCCUCCGAGCCGCCGUCCUCCUCCCGGUUCCGGCGAGGCUACGAUCGGGUCGUCUUCUCUCCGAUGCUGGAGUUCCACCGGAAAACCAAAUCCCCGUUCGUCGUCAACCCCUAUCCCUACUUCGGCUACAAUCCGAGGACCUUAAACUACGCCCUGUUUAAGCCUAACGCCGGGGUGUUCGAUCCCGUCACGAAGAUCAACUACACCAACAUGUUCGACGCGCAGCUCGACGCCGUUUACACCGCGAUGAAGAAGCUCGGAUACGGCGACGUGGAGAUCGCCGUCGGUGAGACGGGGUGGCCGUCGGCGGCGGAGCCGGGGCAGGCCGGGGUGAGCGUGGAGGACGCGGCGACGUUUAACGGCAACUUGAUACGGAACGUGAACUCCGGGAAAGGCACGCCGUUGAUGCCGCAUCGGACGUUCGAGACUUACAUCUUUGCCCUGUUUAACGAGAACCUGAAGCCCGGGCCCAUCGCGGAGCGCAACUGGGGACUCUUUCAACCGGAUUUGACUCCGGUCUACAACGUCGGCCUUACGAAAACUCCGUCCGGUGGUCGCGGUGGUGCGGCGCCGGCGCCGUCGGUGGGGUCGAGCAGGAAGUGGUGCGUGCCCAAGUCCGGCGCGAGCGAGGCGGCGCUGCAGGCGGACAUAAACUACGUGUGCAGCAGCGGGAUCGUGGACUGCAAGCCGAUCCAGGAAGGAGGGGCGUGCUUCCUCCCCAACACCAUCCAGGCUCACGCCGCCUUCGCCAUGAACGCCUACUACCAGGCCGCCGGCCGCCACGACUUCAACUGCGACUUUUCCAACUCCGCCGUCAUCACCACCGCCGACCCCAGCUUGGGGAGCUGCAAGCUUAGCUCGUGAACGUCGGACCGCGCAGCUAGCCUCCGGAGUCGGUGUCUAUCUUCAUUUAUUUAUUUCCUGCUUUUAUUUUACUCGCUGAGUUCUCUCGGCCUUCAUCGUUGGUGAGCUUCUUUUGGCUAGUAUUGUAUCUAUCUAUGUAUUAGUUGAAUUGGUGGAAGUUUUGAGUCUGAUGCUGUAACACUUUAACAGCGAAGCAACAACGGUUUCAACUAAUUAAUGUUGUUAAUCAUUUAUUAGUAGGCUUUUUGGCGUUUAAAAAGCUCUCCA